Messenger RNA from Larimichthys crocea (large yellow croaker), 5591 nucleotides. RefSeq names its product SH3 domain-containing protein 19. Gene Ontology annotation, molecular function: protein binding. Lineage: Eukaryota; Metazoa; Chordata; Actinopteri; Sciaenidae. The transcript is spliced from 17 exons. The coding region runs from base 348 to 3680 and encodes 1110 amino acids. The record is from RefSeq and is a predicted model, not a curated record.
CGCGACCGGGAUAAGAGUGGAGGGUGACAACAGGGAAGCUCGCGGAGAGUUGAACCGACUGAAACACGUUAAAAACGGUUUAAAUUUAAACCGACAGCCGGUUUGAAACGCCGUCAGCGGCCCGGAGCCUGUCACCGACACAGACGAGCUGUUUAACGGACGCUGGGAGUCGGUUCGGCCCGGUGAAGUUGACGCUGUUCGGGGUGAACUUGUCCCGAGUUUGUUGGACGAUGGAGCUGUCUCUGCUUUGACUCCAUUUUCCUCCUCUGGCAGACAGACAGGAGGACAAGAGACAGACAGGAGGACAAGAGAAGGAGACAGCGUACGGAGGAGAGACAGGAGGAGAAAUGGCCGAAGCUCGGACCGAGGAAGAGGAGGAGAACAUGAGGAGGGACGCCCGGGAACAAGUGGUUCGACGACAGCCGAACAGCUCCGGAGGUCGUCCCGACAGACGUAAGCCCGAACAUCGUCACAGCCAGGGUCCUCUCUCGUCCAUCAGAGCAGCCAUCAAGAGAACCUCGAGGUCAACGUCUCUCUCCGAGUCGUCCAGAGACAGAGACAGAGAGCGAGAGAGAGACCGGGACAGAGACAGAGACCGAGACCGAGACAGAGACAGGAGGCGACCAGAGAUCACCAUCCUGUCCGCUGAGCCGUUGGCGUCCACGUCCUGGUUCCCUGGAGCUUCGGGAGGAUUCCCGCCUCCCCCUCCUCCUGCCGCACAGAUCUGGGGACCCACAAUCCCUCCGUCCAUACAGCCUCCUCCUUCCUAUGAGGAGGUGAUCAGGGAGAAGACUCAGGAGCAGGUUCUCCUCCCUCCUCCUUCCUCCUGCCCCUCCUACCCUUCCUCAUCCUCAUCACGUCCAGCCCCGUCCAUAACCAUCGCCACACAGACUGACCCGGGAUCUGCCCCCGACCUGCCCGCAGACUCACAGGCGAGAAGACCGCUGAGACCGCCACGGCCUCGGCUCCCGCAGGCCCCCAGACCGCCUCACGUUGAUGACGCCACCGCCACCGCCAGCCAAUCAACACUCGCCUCCCUUGACAGCGACAGCGUGGUACCAAGCACACACCCUGAGGCCGCCGCUCACACACAUUGCUGCAACCUUCUCACUGAGCUCUGUUCACCUUUGACCUCAACCUCUAGUGCUCAAACUGACCAAUGGGAUCAGUCCCUGCCUACUACUUCCUCUAACGUCCCGUCGGAGCGCCCCAGGCCACGCCCCCGCUCCAGGCUCAGUGUACAGCCAAUCAGCAGCGAGGUCAAAGUUCAGACUUUGGUGAAACUGCGCGAGGACGGUUUGGCAACGCUCGCCGCCCGCGCAGGAACUGACGCCGGCAACCAGGAAGCGAGUCAGGGGAAGUACCUCCAGGAGCUGCUCGAGGCCUUCAGCGCCGACGACUGGGGCUUCCCUGAGCGCCGCAGCGACAGCAGUGGGCACAGCCAAUCAGAGAGCGAGGACGAGGACGAGGACGAGGACGAGGAGGACAUGGCGACUCUGAAAGCGAGGAUACAAGCCUUCGAGCAGCAGCAGGUGGCUGAUGGGAGCUGUGGAGACGGCAACAACAGAGACUUUGCUGCCGCAAAGAAACCCGAACCCCGGCCACGCCCUCGACUCCAGGGGCAACCAGCCAAAUCUGCCCCGCCCACUGUCGCCCCGAAACCCAAAAACUUCUCACAUGCCCCGAAACCCUCCACCAAAGUAUUCUGGGAGGACGGCGGUGCGUCAGCAGACUCUGAGGCUUUGAAAACAACCGAGACUCCGUCGACAGACGUGAACCCUCAACCUGCUACCGAACCAACAACAUCCUGUACCCCGAGACCUGCUCCAGCUCUGGUUCCCUGCAAAAACUCUGAAAAACCCUCAAUAACACCAAAACCACAGUCUGCCACAGAGAUCCCUGCUCCUGUCCCGGCGCCCAGGCCUCCUCCACCCAAACUAACCCCGUCUGUCAGUGACGCUCCUCCCCCAGCCAACCCCAAACCUCCUCCCAGACCUCCAGUCGCCCCCAGGGCCAGCGUAGGUGCUCCACCCCAGGAUAAGAGCACCACGUCUGGGCACACCACCCCAACUCUGCCCCCGAGACCUUCUGUGGAGGUCGGCGGUGGAGCGCAGACGGAGGCUGGAACCAACGAGACGCAGGACGCCUCAAACCAAACAGUGAAAACAGGAAGCGUCCGCCCGGGCAUCCCGACCAAACCAGCAGCACUGACCUCACCGCGCAGAGCCAGCGCUCCAAAUCUGGCCCCCAAACCUGCUGGUGUCUCACCUCCGGACUCAAACCCAGCCCCACCCAAACCUACAGCUGCCGCCCCGGCCAUGACCCCCAAACCGGCCGCCUCUCCGACCCCGGGCCUCAAACCGCCGACUCCAGCUCCGGCUCCGGCCAUGAGGAAAGGCCCCGUGAUCCAGACCAAACCAGACACCACGAUCCCGAACCCGUCAGACCCUCCUCUGCCUCCACGACCUUCAAGUGUGAAGCUCCUCCCCCUCCGUCCUCCACCAAUCAAAUCCACCCCUGGCAGACCGCCUCCUCCGUCCAUCAACUCAACCUCCUCAGCCAACCAGACGACUACGACCAGUUCCAAAACUAGUCCCGCCCCCUUCGUUUCUCCAGCCAGUCAGUCGUCGCCUUCACAAACCACUUCCUCUUCUUCUUCUUCUCCUGUAUCAGCCAAUCAGAUGCAGUCUCAAAGAGCGCCAAAGAGAGGGCCGCCUCUGCCGCCCCGCCCUAAACCCGGACACCCUCUCUAUAGCAGCUACACGAAACAGGAAGUCCUGAUCGUCCUGGACGACCCGAGCCCGUCAGAGCACCUGUCAGGUGAGGGGAGGAGUCAGCCCGCCGUCACUCCGCUCAUCAGCCCAUCACAGUGUCUCCUCGAUCUGGACACCCAACCAGAGCCUGCUCCGGAUCAGGACAGCCAAUCAAAGCCCGCCUUGGACGACCUCAGCCUGUCAGUCUCUCAGUCCAUCCUGCCUGUGCAGCCUGCUGAGCUGAAAGAACAGCCGGACUCUCCUCCUGCCAGCGGUCCUCGAUGCGUCGCUCUGUUCGAUUACGAGGGCGAGGAGGACGACGAGCUCACCUUCUCUCAGGGCGACGUCAUCGCCCUCCUGGAGCUCAUUGGGCAAGAGUGGGGGCGGGGCCAGAUCCACGGGCGAAUCGGAAUAUUCCCCCUGAACUUCACCGAGGUGGUGGAGCCGCCUCCGCAGACGGCGACGCCACCGGGGGAAACGGCAAAACCGACGUCAACGGAUAGCACGGCGACAGAAAGUACAGCACCAAAGACGUCGCAGGACCCGGACCCAGAGGUGGAGGAGUGGGCCGUGGCUCUGUUUGACUUCCCCGGGCAGACUGCAGACGACCUGUCCUUCCACAAGGGGGCGCUGAUCCAAGUCAUAGAGCACAUCGAUGCUGAGUGGAGGAGAGGAAGACUGGAGGGCAGGGACGGACUAUACCCUGCUGCCUUCACACAGCCCUGCCCGGCUCCACCAAUCCCAGAGCAGCAUUCAGCGGUGAAAGGCGUGGCCAAGUUUGACUUCACAGCAGAGAGCGAGGACGAGCUCACGCUGAAGGUCGGUGACAUCAUCACGCAGGUGGAGUCCGUGGAUGAGCAGUGGAUCGUGGGAGUUGUGGGCGGGAAACGUGGGGUCGUUCCUAAAAACUACAUCUCACUUCUCUGAUGGGGGAAAUAACUGUCGACGGGUCGGUAGGUUUUGAACGGACGACCUGUUCGACCUGUCCACGCCGGGCUCACAUGAUUGGUUAGUAAAUCGGAUAAAUAGGAACUCUGAGAGGUGAUCGGAGCUUCUCUUCGCUUGACAACCUUGACCUGACGUCGCCCUGGCAACUGAGACCUGACGGACCUUCUGCCUUUAAACGGCGACGUAAAACUGACGCCACGUCGCUGAUUUUGGUUUUGAUUUCUUGGGCUUCGUUCGACCUGCAGCUGACAUCUGCUUUUCAGCUUCUCCUCUUUGCGAUCACGGAUGUUUAACACAGGCUGUUUUUCUUAUCGCGUGUCGGCGGAUUCAUUUUCAAAACGAGGCCAUCCCUGCAGUAUUUGAACUGGAAAGCUUCGACUCAGCAAGUUUUGGAGGCGAUGACUGAUUCACUUUAAAACUUACAUUUCUCUUUAACACCACAACAAACGUUAUUCUCAUCCCGAGCCCGAGGAGGUUUAUAAAGCUGAAUAAAAUCUGAAUAAUGUGGAGCUUUAAGCUGAUCGACUGCAGGGCCGGGAGGGAGGGAGGGAGGGAGGAUGUUGGCUCCCGACAGGAAACACCAGCUGUGCUCUGUGUCGCCGUCGUCCUAAAUACUAAAUGUUUUUAACUUGCAGCGCUCAGAUCAGAUCAGAGGGCCAAAGACUGUCAGGAUGUGUUGUUUUAUGACACUGUCGGUACCUGUAGCUAUUUAUUUCUUUUGUUGCGCACCGAUUAAAAAGAACAGAUCAAGGACAGAUCACUGCUGAACAUUUUCCUAACCAGCUGAAAAAGCCUGAAAGCUUUGGAGGUAUAAAACACAGUGGUCUCUUCUAACAGAUUUAAACUUAACACAAACACUAACCUAUCACGGACGUCAGUCGAACACUACAAACUUGAACAUUUUAAAACUGAAAGAUGUUUUUAUAUCAAAAAUCACGUUUGGUACUUCAGCAUAUCAUCAUACAAAGUUUAUUUAGGACAUAAACAUGCAGAGUGAUGACGGUUUGUUGGUGGAGGUGGUUUUUAGGCCCACGUUGGUUCACAGGUUUGAUUUCCUGCAGUUUCAACAGCACGGUGAGGCGGUUCUGCACCAACAAUAGGAGGUUUGUUUGUUACAACACUAUGGUACUUUCUCAUCACGCUGUACUUCCAACUUUUCUCAAGUGUUCUCUCAACGUUUCCACUACAUUUCAAAAAAACGUCUCUGGACUUAACAUUGAAAGUCAAGUUUUUGUUUUGUGUUGAAGACGAAACGUGGAGGAUUUUCUCCAAAUGCGCUGCCAACGAAUCAUCGUCAUGUUUUUGUUUUUCUCACUACUUGAGGCUUCUUGCUCCGUCACACUCCUUUUCUCUUCUUAGCUUCCUCCGUCAGCGUCCUCUUCACUCUCCUCCUCUGCCAUGAUGUCCAUAGAGGCCGCUGAGUCCGGAUACAUAGUGUGAGAACAGACGUAGGAAUGACAAAGACACCAUUCACCUGAUGACAGGUCAGUGUAGCAUCAAUAGGAUUUGACAGACGUCAGUCUGGGGACAUUUUUUACACUUUGUAUUCGUUAAUAAAUCACUUAAACACAGAAAAUGCCGAUUUGACGUUGGCUGAUUCUCACCAGACAAUCGAACAGGUUGAUUUUAGCAGCAUUCGGUAUUUUUAAUCUGUCGUCCGGCGUCAUCGCAACUAAUUUGUUGGCAUCACGUCAAAGAGAAAAUUCUCCACGCGGCGUCUUGAACUUUUUAGACUGUUUUGUGAAGCAAUGUGAAGACUGUAACGAUAUUUCGCGUGUGUGAGGAAGAAAGGCACAAGGAAAGAGAUUUAUGAACCGCUGAACAGAGAUUUUUUAUGUAUAACCAAACAUUCCAACUUUUUAAUACAAAUAAAACUUUAAGAUAUUUCAA